This is a messenger RNA of Capsicum annuum, 345 nucleotides long. RefSeq lists its product as uncharacterized. The coding region runs from base 1 to 345 and encodes 114 amino acids. The record is from RefSeq and is a predicted model, not a curated record. NCBI's taxonomy places the organism in Eukaryota, Viridiplantae, Streptophyta, Magnoliopsida, Solanales, Solanaceae. The transcript is spliced from 2 exons.
AUGCGUCUUGUGAUAGAAGACAGAUCAGUGAAACGACCAGUUGGUAUAUUGUAUGAUGUGCCGGUAAAGGUGGAUGACUUUAUUCUGCCUACAGAUUUUGUGAUGUUGGAUUGUGAUGUUGAUUUUGAGGUACCCAUCAUUUUGGGUAUACCACUAUUAGCCAUGGGAAGAGUAUUGGUUGAUAUGGAGCUCAAUGAGCUAAAGUUCAGAUGGAAAAUAAAGAGGACUAGUCCAAAGGUUCCGCCUCCACCUAAGCCUAUUGAGGUGAAGGAUACUGAUGAUACUGAGGUAACAACCUCAUCUGAGCAAGCUUCGGAGGAACAAGGAUCAGAACACACUGAGUAA